UCAGCCCAAAAAUUAAAUCAGUCUUUCUCAAACUUGGUGAGAAAUAGCAGAAGAAAGAGAAAAGGAAAGGAAAAAAAAGGAAGAACAGUAAUCGUAGAAAGAGUAAAAGGGUGUUGAUUUGGCGCUUACAGUAAUCUACACGAAAAGUAGUAAUCAGCUGGAGUAAAAAAUGGAGUCGAGGAGAGUAACGAAGACGCUGGAAGAUCAAUGGAUGGUGGAGCAUCAAGUUCGGGAGAUAUACGAUUUUUUCUACAGCAUUCCUCCCAAUUCCCAGUCCGUAAUCUUAGAGCUUCAACGUGAUAAGCACUUCGAUUAUCUCACUCGAGGUCUCAGAAAACUUGGUCCGUCGUUCUCCGUCUUGGAUGCUAAUCGACCAUGGCUUUGCUACUGGAUACUUCAUUCAAUCGCUUUGUUGGGAGAAUCUAUUGAUGCCAAACUGGAAAAUGAUGCAAUUGACUUUUUGAGCCGUUGCCAGGAUAAAGAUGGUGGCUAUGGCGGUGGACCUGGUCAGAUGCCUCAUCUCGCAACAACUUAUGCUGCAGUCAAUUCACUCAUAACUUUGGGCUGCCCUAAAGCUCUGUCAUCAAUCAAUAGAGAAAAAUUGUAUGCCUUUUUGCUGCGAAUGAAAGACACAAGUGGUGGCUUCAGGAUGCAUGAUGGUGGAGAAGUGGAUGUUCGUGCCUGUUAUACUGCCAUUUCUGUUGCAAGUAUAUUGAAAAUUGUGGAUGAUGAGCUGAUUAAUGGUGUUGGAAAUUACAUCCUAAGUUGUCAGACUUAUGAAGGUGGAAUUGCUGGCGAACCAGGUUCUGAAGCUCAUGGUGGGUAUACUUUCUGUGGGUUGGCUGCAAUGAUUCUGAUUAACGAAACGAAUCGAUUGGACUUGCCAAGAUUAAUUGAUUGGGUGGUAUUUAGACAAGGAGUCGAAGGUGGAUUUCAAGGCAGGACAAAUAAAUUAGUCGAUGGCUGCUAUUCCUUUUGGCAGGGCGCGGUAGCUUUUCUUAUACAAAGAUUAAAAUCGAUAGUCCAUGAACAACUAGGGCUGUCAAAUGAACUCAGUACAGAAAGUGCUGAUGAUUCUUCAGAGUCAGAGUUAUCUGAUGAAGAAGAGCAUUUGGAAGGGACAUCAUCUCAUGUUCAGAAGACUUGCCCUCUCCGACAAGAAGGACAGGAAAAUGCUUCAGAUCCCACAAAGAUAGCAGAUACUGGAUAUGAUUUUGUCAAUCGACGCAUAGCUAUGCGACCUGUCUUUGACAGCUUUUAUCUGCAGCAAUACGUUCUUCUCUGCUCCCAGAUUGAUGGAGGUUUCAGAGACAAACCUGGGAAGGGUAGAGACCACUACCAUACGUGUUACUGUUUAAGUGGUCUUUCAAUUGCGCAGUAUAGCUGGACCAACGAAGCUGAUGCUCCACCAUUACCCAAGGAUGUAUUUGGUCCUUAUUCUCAAAAUCUCUUGGAACAGAUUCACCCACUGUACAACGUAGUGUUGGAUCGGUAUUAUGAAGCUCGCAGAUUCUUCUCAUGCUUGUGAGAAUAUUUCACAGGAUAGCUGUAGCUGAAAUGUUACCACUAGUUCAGAAUCAAAGACUAAUCUAUAAUUUAGACGCAUUGGAUUGAGAAUAGUUGUGAUCGAUUAUACAUACAAUUUUGUUUUUCGCUUAUGUAUACACGGUUCGCGUCGAAAGCACUAAGUUCGGUUGAACCCGUUGAACCAUCUCUAGAUCCGCCUCUAAAAUUAGAAACUCACUAAAAUUAUCAGCGGGGAAUUGCAUAUGCAUGUUAAGUGGCUAUGAUCUACGAAGCUGGAAGCUGGUGAUUAGUGAUCUUAAAUUUCAUUUUUGGAAAGAAAUCAUCUGUCACUUGUUAUCAGGCU
Nicotiana tabacum (common tobacco) is the source of this 1870-nucleotide messenger RNA. Its product is annotated as protein farnesyltransferase subunit beta-like. Gene Ontology annotation, cellular component: protein farnesyltransferase complex. Gene Ontology annotation, biological process: protein farnesylation. The record is from RefSeq and is a predicted model, not a curated record. Gene Ontology annotation, molecular function: protein farnesyltransferase activity. Lineage: Eukaryota; Viridiplantae; Streptophyta; Magnoliopsida; Solanales; Solanaceae.